Molecule: messenger RNA, 5031 nt
Organism: Musa acuminata AAA Group (dessert banana)
Lineage: Eukaryota; Viridiplantae; Streptophyta; Magnoliopsida; Zingiberales; Musaceae
Product: metacaspase-1-like
Exons: 10
Coding region: 2434-3765 (443 amino acids)
Biological process (GO): proteolysis
Molecular function (GO): cysteine-type endopeptidase activity
Source: RefSeq, a predicted model, not a curated record
UGAGGAUUUUAUUUGAGCUCAUCGGCUUACAAGGCUAAGUAUGUGGGCCAUUCGACUGGGCUAAAGCUCACAUAACACCACUACGUUCUAUGAAGGCGAUUGCCCACUGUUCUAUUACGCCCAUGCUUCAGCUUUGCACGCAUGAUCAAGGCGGGCCUCACCACUCCCUCCGUCCGCUCCUUUAAUCUCCUCCUCUCCUUCCUCCUCUUCGAAGCUCGCAAGCCCCGCCUCGUCCUCCGUCUCUUCUCCAAGAUCACCUCCAACUCGCUCCCCGUGGGCCCCCACACCCACUCCCUCGUCGCCAGCACCGCGUCCGCCCUCGUUCGAUCCCGCCGCUUCCACGACGCCGGUCGCUUCAUCUCCCGCGCUCCUCUAGACUUCGGUUUCGCACCCAGGAGAUCCCUUGUCGAAUCCCUCAUCCGUCAUAUCUGCGUCGCCGAACGAAAUCCGGACGGAGCCCUCUUUUUCCUGCAAGAGUGCGUCCGGAACCGUGGUGUCUUUCCCUCCCCCGGCUCCUUCCGCUCGGUGGUUGUGGCAUUCUGUUAUCUGGGUAGGUUGGAUAGAAUAGUCGAGGUGUUGGAGGCCGCAGCUGAUAUGGAAGACCAUAUCUUGACCGACAAUUUCGUUUGUAGUUCCAUUAUCUCCGGGUUCUCGAGGAUCAGGGAGCCGGCGCUUGGUCUGGACUUUUUCGAAAGAGCAAGGAAAGUCUUUCUUCCUAAUCUCGUCACCGUUACGACUGUGGUCGAUGCACUGUGUAGGGAAGGUAGAAUCAACGAGGCCUGCGAUCUGGUUCGGAUAUGGAAGGCCAGGGAAUGGCGCUCGAUGCCGUUCUGUAUAGCUGCUUGAUUGAUGGGUAUCUGAAGAGAGGUGACCUGAUGGGAGGUCUUCGGAAGCACAAACUCAUGGUGGAUAAGGGAAUUACUCCAGAUGUAAUUGGUUAUACUAUCAUCAUUGAUGGGUUGUGUAAAGAAGGAAAUGUAGAGAAAGUGAUCGGUUUUCUGGAGGAAAUGGAGAGCAAAGGUGUGCAUGCCAAUGUGGUGACUUACACAGCUGUAAUUCAUGGUUUCUGCCGGAGGAACAAGUUGGAGGGAGCAUUUUGUGCUUUGAGGAAAGUGGUAGAGUUGGGUUUUGUUGCGGUUGAGUUUGCAUAUUCUGUAUUGAUUGACGGAUUAUGUAGGAAGGGAGACUUGGAUAGAUUUUUUACUUUGUUUGAGGAAUCGGAGAAGAAAGAGAUUAAAGUUGGAACAGUGACAUAUAACACAUUGAUCAAUUCCCUGUGUAAAGCUGGCCAAGCAAGCAAGGCAAAUGAGAUCUCAAAGGGCUUUACCGGUGAUAAUUUCACCUAUGCGACAUUGUUACAUGGAUACCUGAAGGAAAUGGAUGUGGUAGGCAUCUUGGAGGUCAAGAGGAGAUUGGAUGAAUCUAGCAUUGUUCCUGACAUUGUUACUUGCAAAGUUGCAAUGUCCUUAUCAAGGCUUUGUUUAUGGCAGGUGCAAGGAAGGUGUUAAAUUCCGAGCUUUGUCAUGCCUUUGCUGGACUAUUUUCCACAGGGACACAAUGAACAGGUUCUUAAGGGACCAUAAGAGGUUUCGGGGAGGUUGAUCCUUUGCGGACGGACACGCAAGGGUGUCGCACAACUUACGCAAAACCAGCUAAGUUCAUGACAGAGGAGCAUAACUAGUGGAGAGCGAGCGAGCGAUGGUGGAGCCCAAGAAGUAGUCUAUUGCCAUUCCCCAUGCCUAGUUCACUACCAAUUGGGGCAGAGACAGUGAGGCCUCAUGGCGGGGUGAAGGUGGCCACCUAGAUGCAGCAUGAUGAAAGUAGCAAGGUGGAGGCGGCCACGAAGGGACAAAAACGAUGAGUGGCAAGCGAUAGAUGAUGAUGAGGGAUAUUUAUGGGAUUAGAAAAAAGAUACCAUCCAAAUAAAAAGUACCUAUCGGGAAAAGCACAUAAGGAGAAGCUUUUAUAGAAAACUGUCCUAAAAGCAAUAUAUACUUUUUCUAGAAAUAUAGACGAUUGGAAGUUUAACUCCUAUGGAAAUACUAUAUGCAGCUUCUUAUAAUUUAAUUAAUUAAUUUAUUCUACUAGAUGUAUUUAGGUCUUGAAUACAUCUCCCCAAGACACUCAUCCGAGUUACCUAGUGGUGCCUGAGUAUAAUACCCCAUCUUUGGGCCCCACAGUAUAUUUUUAUGAAAUAAUCACGUAGGACAAGAGGGAUUUUGGACAAGAUCUAAGGCAUGUGUGUUUGAAUUUAUCAGGAUAUAAGAAAGAGAAAGCCAAUAGAUGUCAACUCUGCUACUCCGUUUCGUCAGCUUCUUCUCCUCCUCCCUCCUCUGUCUCCUCCAUUCCCAUCUUCUCCAUUGACGGGCCAUUCGAGCCUCUACAUUCUUGAUCAGAUCCGUUUGCCUCAUCAUCUUCGGGCCAUAUGCAACGAUGAUGUUGAUUAAUUGUUCCCACUGCCACACCCUGCUACAGCUCCCGUCGGGGGUGUCGUCCAUGCGAUGCACCAUCUGCAAGUCCAUCACUUACGUUUCUGAUUUUUGGGGUGUCCCCAUGCCUCUGGGGGCUUCUCAUUCCCUCCCACACCCGUCACCAUCUUGGGGGCUAGCGCUGCCGCCGAUGCCGGGUGGUGGUGGGCGAAAGAAAGCGGUGAUUUGUGGGGUCACGUAUCGGAACACACGAAAUGAGCUUAUGGGGAGUAUAAAUGGUGCCAAGUGCAUGAAGUACCUCCUCAUCAAUCGCUUCAGCUUCCCGGAAUCCAACAUCAUCAUGCUAACAGAGGACGAAAGAGAUCCAUACAAGAUACCAACCAAACAUAAUAUAAGAAUGGCAAUGUAUUGGCUUGUACAAGGUUGUCAACCAGGUGACUCUUUGGUAUUCUUCUACUCUGGCCAUGGUUCACAACGAAGAGACUACAGCGGGGAAGAAGCAGAUGGUUAUGAUGAAACCCUUUGUCCUCUGGACUUUAGAACACAAGGAAUGAUUGUCGAUAAUGAAAUUAAUGCAACCAUGGUCAGGCCGCUUUCUCGUGGAGUUAAGCUUCUCGCUAUUAUAGAUGCUUGUCACAGUGGCACCAUGCUAGAUCUACCUUACCUUUGUAGAAUGAACAGGAGUGGGCACUAUGCAUGGGAAGAUCAUCGCCCAAGAAAUGGUGCUUGGAAAGGUACUAGUGGUGGAGAAGUCAUCGCAUUCAGUGGUUGUGAUGACAAUCAAACUUCUGUACAAACCACGGCUCUAUCAGGGAUUGCCUCAACAGGUGCCAUGACUUACUGUUUCAUCCAAGCCAUUGAGCAAGGACAUGGGACAACAUAUGGUAGCAUACUGAAUUCGAUGCGAUCCACCAUAAGAAAAACCGUCGAUUUAAAUUCCGGAGGCCCUGUCACUUCAUUCAUCACUAUGUUGUUGACUGGAGGUAGCAUGCCUGGCACACUGAGACAGGAGCCGCAGCUGACAUCAAACACAAUGUUCGAUGUUUAUGCAAAACCGUUUUCUCUACAAAGAGGCAUCUUUUGUCUUCUGGAUGGAGUCUGUUUGUGGGUGCGAAAAGGCUUUAAGCUGGUGAUUCUGUAUUGUUUAUCAGCAAGCAGGAACCCAUUCACUGUGUACUAUAAUCCUAGGACGGUAGAGUUGAAGAUGCUUAGCAGUUUUUAUUUCAAUCUGAAGAAAAUGGAGUUCCUGUGGAUAUAUUUGUUUACUCUCUUGUGGUGGAUGGACUUUUCAAGUCAGGUUAUCUCGAAAGAGCUCUACAUCUCUGUGGAAGCAUGAAAAAGUAAGGGAUUUACCCAAAUGUUGUCAUCUACAAUUCUGUAAUCAAUGGUUUGUACCAGCAAGGAUGUCUAAAUGAAGCAUUCAACAGUUGUUGGUGCUUUGUCUACGGAAUGUUUCCUGGAUGAUUCAUGCCAAUUAUUUAAAAGGAUGAUCAUUAAGGGUAUUAUCAGUUCAUAACAAACUGAUAAGUUGGCAUAGCAGCUGUGGAUUGGUUGAAGAAGCCUUGGAUCUCCUCUCAAAUUUGGAAAAGAAUUGUUUGAAUUCAGAUGGGUAUACAAUUGCUGCUAUCCUAAAUGAGUUUUGUGAAGGUGCCCUAGUUUUCUUUAUUGACUACAAAAGCAGAGGAUGUUUUCCAGAUUUCUUGGGUUUCAUGAAUUUCAUGGUGGGACUUUUUGCAAAAGGAAGGAUGGAGGAAGCAAGGAGCAUUUUGAGGGACAUGCUAAAGUGUGCUGAAACUGUAGAUCUGAUAAAUAAUGCUGGAGAUGAGUUUCAUGUGGAGUCAGUCUCAUAUCUCUUGCAUGUGAGCAAGGAAGAAUCAAGGAAGUCAUACUUGUUCUUAAUGAAAUUGGUUAUUUGUCUAUAUCUUCCUCAAGAUCUAACAUUGGUAGAGUGUUUCUGAAACUAAAGGAGCUGCAUGGUUCAGGUGUUUCAGAUGCAGAAAACAAGAUUAGAUGGAAGAGGUGUUCAUCGCCUACUGGUAGCUGAUGUUCAUAGGACUAUAUAAAAGAUGGAGAUAGUGACAAGGAUAUUAAUGAAUGUUUCAUGGGAAAACCACUAGGCUAUGACUUUGCAACCUACCAUUCCAUCAUUCCAUUGUUAUGUCAGCGAGGGGACCUGCAGAAGGCUAACGAAGCAGCAAGAACAAUUCUUCAAAAUCUACAGAAAGUCUCCUAUCACUCCAUCACAACUCUUUGAGUGAGUUUUGUGAGGGACUGGAUAAUGUUCUAGUAUGUUCCAAUCUCAUUGGUUUUGUAUGUUCCAAUGGAUCAACCAAAAAGAAAAUGCAUACUAAGGCAGUUGGGAACUAUAGCUUCCAUUUGAAACCCAACCUAAUCCUGUAACAUUCUGAUUUGCAUUGUCUUAUUACUACUAUCAGGCCACAUUCUAAACUUUUCUUUGGUUUCCAAAGUCUUAGUAAGUCAGUCAGUAAGACCUUAAAAACUCAGCUGAUUGUCAAAUUUGAUGUAGUUGAACUUUUUAGUUCUGAAAAGUACCAUGCAUUAGAUAUGAUGAAUUAUUUUGUCACUGAUCUUUUCCCAGUAA